GUGUAUACCAAAAGGAUGAAGUCUGCACUAGUUACCUGUCUGAUAGCGGCCCUCGUACGCCAGGAGGCGUUUGCACUCAUCAGUGCCUCUGAGAGUGACUUUGUUGUGGACUGCGGAACGACUAUGGGUGGACCCAUUCGCAUAGUUUACAUAAACAAGGACCCUGCCAACAACCAUGUUGUCAAGAUGUCUGGUCUCAACAAUUUAGCCACGUGUGUUGCACAGUCUUGUAGUAAUGGGAUAUUCACAAUACUUGACGUCCGUACCAACUGUACUAUUGCCCAACUCGAUCCAACACAUCCCAUAUACGAAAUAGAAAUUAUUCUCCAGGAAUAUGACGGGCUCUACCUUGUCACUGACCCUCGUUUUGUGUUCCGAUGUUCGUACGCUUGUACCGGCACUCUCACGACACAUGUCCCUGGUUCCUCAGGCCUCGUGAGUCUUGAUGGAACAAUCAAAGUUACAGGUUAAGGAGACUUCGGUUGCUCACGACUCAUUUCCCUAGUUCCAUUGGCCUUGUGAAUGUUUAUGGAAUACUCACGACGUGAAUAUAAAGGGAUUGCUGUUUGGAAUCUCACCAGCUUGACUGUUGUUCACACAUAAUCAUAACAAUAUAUUGAAGAUGUUUCUGGACUAAUGCAGACAAAAAAGGCAAAUUAUAUAAU
Liolophura sinensis is the source of this 665-nucleotide messenger RNA. RefSeq lists its product as uncharacterized. Bases 16 to 471 code for a protein of 151 amino acids. The record is from RefSeq and is a predicted model, not a curated record. Lineage: Eukaryota; Metazoa; Mollusca; Polyplacophora; Chitonida; Chitonidae. The transcript has 4 exons.